CGUGACUGAGAGACAGUCGGGUGUAAGGGUGUGACUGCUGGGACUGUGCCCAGCUGUUGUGACACUACUACUCCCAGCAUGGAAACGCUGCUUUCUAAUAAGCCCCAGGUUGCUCACUGUGCUUGAGAACUCCUUAUAGCACCGAUAGGGAUAGUCACCCAGCUUGCCUAGAUUCCUGAAUGACAUGUCUUCUAGUCUGGAGGAGGAGCUGGGAACCCUCUUAGAUGGAGGAGCCGUGCCGCUUCCAGACAGAUAUGACGUGGUCCCUGACAGCCCGCAGGUCCUGAAACUGAAACAUAAUGUGUGUUAUAUUGUCAUGGGGAUCCUACUGAAUGACCAGAAUGAAGUGCUGAUGAUGCAGGAGGUCAAGCCGGAUUGCUGGGGAACCUGGUACCUUCCUGCUGGGCGACUGGAGAGAGGGGAAAGCCUGGUGGAAGGUCUGUGCAGGGAGGUGACAGAGGAGACUGGGCUUCUGUGCCAGCCCCUCACCCUGCUGGUUGUAGAAGAGCGAGGAGCUGCGUGGGUUCGAUUUGUAUUUCUUGCCCAGGAAACAGGUGGCACCCUAAAAACGUUUGCCUCAGCAGACAAGGAAUCUCUCCAGGCGGCCUGGUGGGACAGGGUGUCGCCCCUGCCCUUGCGCUGCAAAGACAUACUCCCUCUCAUCAAGCUUGCUUUGGAUUACCGCCACCUGCCUUCACAUCCGUCUAUACUACCACAAUUGUGCCCGUCACCCUUUCUUGUCCUGCGGCUAAUUCUUGUGUGGUUGAGUCCCGGGGGGAUACAGAUCCUACAGAGCUGCACUGGGACGGCCCAACUCCCCACCAUUGUGUGCACCAAACUUCUCAGCAGCAUCCUCGCUCCAUUUCAUGUUUUUCUGCAAGAUCCUCCCAUGUCGUACGGUAUCUUAGGAGUUCAGCAUCAAGGUGGGGACAACGCAGACGGAGUGUGUUUUAAUAUCAUGGGGGUGUUCCAUGGACCCGACCCGCCUGUGGUCAAAACCGGUGGGCUCAGCUGGGCCGCAGUUGAAGACGAAGGGUUGAAGGUCAGACUGGAGCAAGUGCUGAAGAAUAACGCCCUGCUGCCUUUAUAUAGCUAAAUCUCUGAGCUCAUGCUGCAUACAUAUUUAUAUAUAGAUAGAUGUGUGUGUGUGUGUGU
This is a messenger RNA of Hyla sarda, 1155 nucleotides long. RefSeq names its product nudix hydrolase 18 (gene NUDT18). Gene Ontology annotation, molecular function: 8-oxo-GDP phosphatase activity; magnesium ion binding; 8-oxo-dGDP phosphatase activity. Lineage: Eukaryota; Metazoa; Chordata; Amphibia; Anura; Hylidae. The transcript has 4 exons. The record is from RefSeq and is a predicted model, not a curated record. The coding region runs from base 185 to 1096 and encodes 303 amino acids.